UCAAGUUUUCUGUUUAAAUUUUCAGGUCAAGUGUUUGUAUAUUCCCUGGGGAACGUACAAAUAGUAAACUUGCACCAACUUGAGUUGGUGAAAGAGUUCACAACGUGUGUAUCCUUGGACUUGGGGAAAACUUCGGUUCAACUUAAUGAUCUUGGUCCUUUGCUUGGUCAGGGGAUCGUAGCAUCAGAUGGAGCUUUCUGGUCACAUCAGAGGAAGAUCAUUGCUCCUGAAUUAUACAUGGAAAAGAUCAAGGGAAUGGUGAACCUGAUAACUGAGUCUGCCAUUGCAUUGGUAAAUUCAUGGAAGAGUAUGAUUGAGAGAGAUGGUGGAAUAAUGGCAUACAUCAAAGUUGACGAAGGCCUCGGAAGUUUCUCUGCAGAUGUUAUCUCAAGAGCCUGUUUUGGAAGCAAUUAUUCCAAAGGAGAACAGAUUUUCCUGAAUCUAAGAGAUCUCCUGAAGGCUUCGUCCAAGAAAGAUCUAGCCGUUGGGAUUCCUGGAAUGAGAUAUCUCCCUACAAAAAGCAAUAGAAAAGCAUGGGCAUUAGAGAAAGAAAUCCGCAAUUUGAUAUUGAAGGUAGUGAAGGAGAGACAAGAAGCUGCAGAUGAGAAGGAUUUAUUGCAGAUGAUCCUUGAAGGAGCCAAAAAUAGUAAUUUGAGUAGAGAAGAAACAGACAGAUUCAUAGUUGAUAAUUGCAAGAACAUAUACAUGGCUGGGUGGGAGACCACUGCAGUUUCAGCUUCAUGGUGCCUCAUGUUGUUGGGAGUAAAUCAAGAAUGGCAGGAUCGUGUCCGUGCAGAGGUUCUUGAGAUUUGUGGAGGCAGCAUGCCAGAUUAUGAUAUGAUUCGCAAGAUGAAACUGCUUCACAUGGUGAUUCAUGAAACGCUGCGACUUUAUACACCAGUUCCAUUAAUAGCAAGGGAGGCCUUAAAGGACAUGAAAUUGGGAAACAUUAAUGUUCCCAAGGGAGUGAACAUCUGGACUAUGGUAUCGCUAUUGCAUACAGAUCCUGAGAUAUGGGGAUCAGAUUCUUAUAAGUUCAACCCUGAGAGGUUUGCAAAUGGAAUAGCAGGCGCUUGCAAGUAUCCAUUCUCUUACAUGCCAUUUGGUGCCGGACCUCGGGUAUGUCUUGGACAGCACUUUGCCACUGUUGAACUCAAGAUAUUAUUAGCUCUCAUUUUGUCCAACUUCUCUUUCACCAUCUCUCCUAGAUAUGUCCAUUCCCCUAUUUUCAACUUAGUUGUAAAACCAGAUCAUGGAGUCAAUCUCUUGGUAAAGAAGUUGUAGAUAAACCUGAUGAAA
Molecule: messenger RNA, 1299 nt
Organism: Manihot esculenta (cassava)
Lineage: Eukaryota; Viridiplantae; Streptophyta; Magnoliopsida; Malpighiales; Euphorbiaceae
Product: cytochrome P450 714C2-like
Molecular function (GO): heme binding; iron ion binding; monooxygenase activity
Source: RefSeq, a predicted model, not a curated record